AUGGAUGUUCAGCAGAGAUUUAGGGCUAAUUUCUGCCAGCAUAAUGCCGCGAACAGCAACAACAACCACAACCACAACAAUAACAACAGCAACGUCAACAACCACAACAACAACAGUAACGUCAACAACAACAACAGCAACGUCAACAACAACAUCAACAACGUCAACAACUACAGCAGCAGCAACAACAACCACAACAACCACAACAACAACCACAACAUCCCCAGCAGCAAAAACAUUAACAUAGUGAUAGUAAUAAUACUAAACAUUGAGACAGCUUUUCAAAAACCUUUUCUAGAUCAAAACGCCAUCAACUUCUUCGAUGGGCAGUCGAGAGUAUAA
Molecule: messenger RNA, 342 nt
Organism: Helobdella robusta
Lineage: Eukaryota; Metazoa; Annelida; Clitellata; Rhynchobdellida; Glossiphoniidae
Exons: 3
Coding region: 1-342 (113 amino acids)
Source: RefSeq, a predicted model, not a curated record